Purpureocillium takamizusanense is the source of this 2358-nucleotide messenger RNA. It is a transcript of the gene GND1, whose product is annotated as phosphogluconate dehydrogenase (decarboxylating) gnd1. The record is from RefSeq and is a predicted model, not a curated record. The coding region runs from base 469 to 2052 and encodes 527 amino acids. Gene Ontology annotation, biological process: pentose-phosphate shunt, oxidative branch; pentose-phosphate shunt. Gene Ontology annotation, cellular component: cytosol. NCBI's taxonomy places the organism in Eukaryota, Fungi, Ascomycota, Sordariomycetes, Hypocreales, Ophiocordycipitaceae. Gene Ontology annotation, molecular function: phosphogluconate dehydrogenase (decarboxylating) activity; NADP binding. The transcript is spliced from 4 exons.
CGUCCCUCCCGUCUGCCUCCAGACUACUUCUUCUUCUCCCCUCCCUCCCCCUUCGACUCUUCCUUUCCAAUCUCCUUCUCAUCUCAUCACCAACGACAGAGCUUGUCCUUUCCCGCGAGCCUCUUCCUUCCAGAACAGACCACCUCCAGACCAUCAAUCCCAGCACCGCCAUCAUGUCUGGCCCCGUGUAAGUCCCCAGCGGAAAAAAAAAGAACAACCCUCCUCAGAGCCCCUCCAUCGUCAUCGUUAUCACCUCCCACGCUGCUACCCCACCACCCCGCCCCAAACUCUGUUGAGCUUCCAUGACCUCAAUUCGCGCACCCCGAGAGCUGCCAUCGUGGUAAUUCUUGGUGGUUUGCGUGGCCUGCGUGUCAAGGCCCGGGAGCCACGGGCGUGCAACCCGUCCCGCCCUCGUCGGGUCCCCUCCUGCUCCUUUGCUUUGGGAAAAGACCAGCUCAUUGAUGAUUGAUGAUCCUGCCGCACAGCGCCCGCCUCGCAAACAUCCAGCUUGGCGGCGCCGAACCCUCCACCGCACUUCACAGCUCCUCCGCCAACGCGUCAAGAAAUGCUGACAAUGCCGCCAGCGCUGAUCUGGGCCUCAUCGGCCUUGCUGUCAUGGGACAGAACCUCAUCAUGAACAUGGCCGACCAUGGCUUCACCAUCUGCGCCUUCAACCGAACCGUCUCCAAGGUCGACCGAUUCCUGGAGAACGAGGCCAAGGGCAAGUCCAUCAUCGGCGCCCACAACGUCGAGGAGUUCGUCAGCAAGCUCAAGUCGCCCCGCCGCGUCAUGCUGCUCGUCCAGGCUGGCGCUGCCGUUGACGACUGGAUCGCCAAGCUCGUCCCCCUCCUGUCCAAGGGCGACAUCAUUAUCGAUGGUGGCAACUCUCACUUCCCCGACUCCAACCGCCGUACCCAGGAGCUCCAGGCCAAGGGUAUCCGUUUCGUCGGCUCCGGUGUCUCUGGUGGUGAGGAGGGUGCUCGCUAUGGCCCCUCUCUGAUGCCCGGCGGCAACGAAGAGGCCUGGCCGCACAUCAAGGACAUCUUCCAGAGCAUCGCUGCCAAGAGCGACGGCGAGGCCUGCUGCGAGUGGGUCGGCGACGAGGGUGCCGGUCACUACGUCAAGAUGGUUCACAACGGCAUUGAGUACGGUGACAUGCAGCUCAUUUGCGAGGCCUACGACAUCAUGAAGCGCGGCCUCGGCCUCUCCAGCAAGGAGAUCGGCGACGUUUUCGCUAAGUGGAACAAGGGUGUUUUGGAUUCGUUCCUCAUCGAGAUCACCCGCGACAUCAUGUACUUCAAUGACGACGACGGCAAGCCCCUCGUCGACAAGAUCUUGGACAAGGCCGGCCAGAAGGGUACUGGCAAGUGGACCGCUGUCAACGCUCUGGAUCUCGGCAUGCCCGUCACCCUUAUCGCCGAGGCUGUCUUGUCCCGUUGCCUGUCCGCCAUCAAGGACGAGCGUGUCCAGGCCUCAUCCAAGCUCGAGUUCGUCAGCCGCAACAGCGGCAAGUUCUCUGGCAACAAGGAGCAGUUCCUCGAGGACCUUGAGCAGGCCCUGUACGCCUCCAAGAUUAUCUCAUACGCCCAGGGCUUCAUGCUGAUGCAGGAGGCCGCCCGCGAGUACAAGUGGAAGCUGAACAAGCCCUCGAUUGCCCUCAUGUGGCGUGGCGGCUGCAUCAUUCGCUCCGUCUUCCUCAAGGACAUCACGGCCGCGUACCGCAAGCAGCCCGAGCUGACGAACCUGCUGUUCGACGACUUCUUCAACAAGGCUAUCCACAAGGCGCAGCCCGGCUGGAGAGACGUUGUCGCCCAGUCUGCUCAGCUGGGUAUCCCGACGCCCGCUUUCUCGACGGCGCUCUCAUGGUUUGACGGCUAUCGCACCAAGGACCUGCCGGCCAACCUCCUCCAGGCCCAGCGCGACUACUUCGGUGCCCACACUUUCCGUAUCAAGCCUGAGUUCGCCAGCAGCACGUACCCCGAGGGCCAGGACAUCCACGUCAACUGGACCGGCCGCGGCGGCAACGUCUCCGCCUCGACAUACCAGGCUUAAGUCUGCGCGUACGAGAAGGGUGUGAGAUGGAGGACAGCACGCAAGAUUACUGCAAGCUGCUGCGCAAUACGAAGUACAAUUGCCGGGCCCGCAUGUCGGCCCGGGCUGGGCAACUUUUGAAUACGCCUCGAUGGGCCAUGCAGACAAGGUAGACGGGCCGCAGUCUCGGUGACGUGUAUACGUGCCCGCUGCCCCGACGGCGGGAGGCGGACGGAACUGCUGUGAUGAAGUCGAUAGUUGAAAAAAUCGCGUGCGUACGAAGUAGUGCAAGAAGUAGCAAUGUACUGAGCAGAAGACAUGAUUGAC